AUGCAUCAGACAUCGUCGCGCUUACUACGCAUAGCGGACGAUAGCCGACCGUUCAGCAAGGACUUUAAGGAUAUCUUCUCUACCCUCGUCAUCAGUCUGCUUCCCCUCUCGGCCCACCGCGUCCGGUUGGUCAAGGUCGAGCACACCUUCCUCUCGGAAGAAGCUAUCAACAACCUGAUGCGUCUCAAAUCCUCCCAAUCCAACCGUCUACCCGACCCCAAGAAUCCCUGUCGCAUUAUCACCACCACCACUACUACCACAUUCUCAAUGACCAAGGAUAUGGCUCACUCUAUCUGCCAACGCUUUAUUGAAGCCCGGCUUAUUGAAUCGGCGGAUGGUAAACACCAGCAGGUAUAUACCAUAAAGGGAUCCGUUUGGCAAUUAACACCAAAGGGAAUCACUAUAUUAAGCCGUUUCUGCGCGAGAAAUGGCAUUCGGCAGAAGCAGGUUUCAGAGCUUGCUAACCUCAGAGCGACGCGACUUAUUCUCCUUGAACGAGACUCGCAAACUGACAAGCUUCACUAUGACCAAGGCACCAUCGAGAUCAUCUUUCACCGGCUCGUCGGUGCCGAUAGCCGCAAAGCUGUGUCGAGCGUGACCGCUGCUGAUUCAAGCUCGAUGCACGAAUACAGGGAUAACAUCACUAGGGUUAAGAUUAUUGCUGAGCUUAAGCUUAACGGGAAGACCUACCGCGAUACUUUCACCGGCAAGGCUAUAUUCGACUGGUUAAUGAAUUAUUCAACCAUAAUGGAAGAGCGCGAAGCCGUUGCGGUUGCCACUCUUUUCGCGGACUACGAUCUAAUAGAGUAUGUUGCUGAGGACGGGGCAUACACUUCCCAGAACCCCGACCCCGGGAACAAUAUCUUCCAGCCCAGCAAGUGUUCUAUCUACCAAUUAACGCAGCGAGGUAAGGACCUCAUUAAUGGCCCAACAACACGAAGACAGUCUUCAGAGAGGGAAGGCAGUACCGGUUCCCAGUGGAACGGUAUCGCCAAGGAUUCCAACACGCAACGACUCGAUAAGAUCCUUAAUGAUCCUUCCGUGCGACUCCUCUUUCGCGAGCAAUCCCGAGACACACAUUGCGAGGAGAACCUAUCCUUCUACCAAGACGUGGAUGAGUUUAUACGGAAUUGUAAGGUGGCCACGCGCGCUGCCCAGAAGGAGCCUAAUAUGGCCGCGACGGACGGCAUUAGUGAGAGCAUAGCUCAGGCGUAUAGAAUCUAUAAUGCCUUCCUUGCUGUUGGCUCGCCUUGCGAGCUUAAUAUUGACCACCAACUGCGGAACAGCCUUACCACCCAGAUGACCAAGGGUGUAAGUCAGGACACUACCAUGAUCGACACUCUUCAAGAAGUGAUAUCUCUAUUCGAAGACGCCCAAAAUGCCGUGUUUAAGUUGAUGGCGAGUGACUCGGUGCCAAAAUUCCUGAGCAACCCCAAGUAUGAGCAGCAAUUGCGAAGCUACGAGUUCGACCUAGUUGGAAACGGUCCCGGGCAGGGUUAG
This is a messenger RNA of Fusarium falciforme, 1500 nucleotides long. RefSeq lists its product as uncharacterized. Gene Ontology annotation, biological process: intracellular signal transduction. Bases 1 to 1500 code for a protein of 499 amino acids. The record is from RefSeq and is a predicted model, not a curated record. Lineage: Eukaryota; Fungi; Ascomycota; Sordariomycetes; Hypocreales; Nectriaceae. The transcript has 3 exons.